UGGCAUUGAAGGUCGGACAUGUAUUACAGCUACACCGCCGUCCGACCCUUGUAGGUGUCCGCCAUGUGUGUCAGUAGGCUUUCUAUUUUCAGAAAUGCACUUAAUAAAUACUUAAACGUAUCACCGUCACGGAGUUAGUACUAAUCCCCUUUUUACAGACGCGCUGAGUCGAGGAGUUCUACAGCAACAGGAUGGCGUCUCCUUCACCCCAUGAUCGCAGCAGGAAGGAUGACGAGGACGACCCCGUCGAGCAGAUGAUAUCCCGCACCGGCUGCGCUGAGCUCCACUACGCUGUACAGGAUUGCAUGGCCGAACACCAGGACUGGCGAGUUUGCCAGACCCAGGUCCAGGCGUUUAAAGACUGCAUGAUGAAUUUCCAAAACAGACGGAAAGAGCAGCUUAAGAAGCAGCAAGUUUCCACUGACUCUGCAGCCAGAUGAGCAUCCAAAUGGUCACUCUGACAUUAUUUAAGUGCUGAACCUGUUAAAAAAAGAAACACAAUAUUAUUUGGUGCGUUCAUUUUUCAAUGUGGACUGAUCAAAAUAAACUAUUCGAGCCUUUAA
Molecule: messenger RNA, 563 nt
Organism: Oryzias melastigma (Indian medaka)
Lineage: Eukaryota; Metazoa; Chordata; Actinopteri; Beloniformes; Adrianichthyidae
Gene: coa4
Product: cytochrome c oxidase assembly factor 4 homolog, mitochondrial
Exons: 2
Coding region: 192-440 (82 amino acids)
Biological process (GO): mitochondrial respiratory chain complex IV assembly
Cellular component (GO): mitochondrial intermembrane space
Source: RefSeq, a predicted model, not a curated record